This is a messenger RNA of Cannabis sativa, 546 nucleotides long. RefSeq lists its product as uncharacterized. The record is from RefSeq and is a predicted model, not a curated record. NCBI's taxonomy places the organism in Eukaryota, Viridiplantae, Streptophyta, Magnoliopsida, Rosales, Cannabaceae. The coding region runs from base 1 to 546 and encodes 181 amino acids. The transcript has a single exon.
AUGGCAAUAAUAGAUAAUAAUGUUACAUGGAAAUUUGAAUGGAAUUUUGUGAGCAUAACAGCCAUAGUUUUAGUAAUAUUCAUGGUUAUGUCCAUGGUGGUAUCAACCUUUUGGUUUUGUUGGUUGUAUUACCGCGACCACAACAAUGAGGGCGAUGAUGCUCGUGACGGUGACAAUGAGGGUCCCGAUGCUUAUCACGGGGACAAUGACGAUGAUAAUCGUCGUCAUCAUCAUCAACAUGAACUUAUUUCGAUAGUAGUUAUUGAUAAUGAGAAUCAAAAUGUGAUCAAAGAGGAACGUAAAGAAGAUAAAUGCGUAAUUUGUCUCGAAAGUUUAUUCAAAAUCGAUGAUGAUUCAACAAUAGGUCAAGUGGUUGUUGAGUCGAAACAAUGCAAUCAUGUAUUUCACCAAACUUGUAUUACUAAUUGGACUCGAGUCCACAAAACAUGUCCCAUUUGUCGUCUCCCAUUGCAUUAUUUGCACACCGUGUCCUCUGAAGUUACUGCAAAACCUAUCGAUCGUGAUGCGGUAGAGAAUAUAGUUUAA